AUGAGUUCUCCGGCGCUAAAUCAAGACAUGAUCAUAGAGAUUCUCUCUCGUUUUCCGGUGACGGAGAUCGGAAAAUCAAGGCUCAUGAACAAAGAAUGCAACAAAAGAAGUCACGAGUCUUGGUUUUUCAACCUCAAUCUCCAUAGAACCAAUUCUAUUUCCGGAUACUUAGUACAAUACAACGAAAGAGGAUACAAACAUCAAACCAGUUUCGUCGACGAGAUGAGAGAUUUCGAAAACAAAAAGCUCUCGAUCGAUUUUCUACCACAGGGCAAAGUAAAGAUCGAAGCUUGUGACUCAAGUCAUGGGGUUUUGCUAUGUCUUAACGAAACAGGACCAAGUGUACCGGAUUACAUCGUCUGCAAACCAACAACAAGACAGUAUCGGAUCAUACCGAAUCCUAUAAUGCAGAAUUGCGGUAUCUCAUUCGGUUUAGCGGUAAUCGGAUUAGACCCUUUCCGGUAUGAGAUACUUAGGCUCUCUAGGUUACGCAAUGGUAUGAAUCGGAAUAAUAGAACUUUCGCGUGCGAAGUUUAUGAUUCCGAUUCGUUUACAUGGAAAAGAUUGAAGAAUUUGCGUCUACCAAAAAACGACGGUCUUAUUCUUUCAAAUCCGGUACAAGCUUCUGGUUUCUUGCAUUGGUUAUCUAGGGAGGACAAUGUGAUCCGGUUCUGUCUCAAAACCGAAACUUGGUCUUUCUUCAAAACUCCCAACUUCGGUGUUUCUCCAAAACUGGUCAGAUACGAAGGGAAGCUAGGUGUUAUUCGUUGGUCGGGUUAUGGAAAGGGAUUAAACCGGUUAUGGGUUUUAAAGAGCAGCUUUGAAAAGUCAUGGGUAAAAGUCAAAGAUAUUAAAAACAUGGGGCUAAGAGAUGAUGUUUUGUGGACUCCAAGCAACGACGUCGUAACGCUCUCGAGCAGGGAUCGUGUUUGUUACUACAACACAAACACAGAGAAAUUGAAAAUCAUUCAAAUGAAUAAAGAAUUCACCAGUUACGUCUAUUUCCCGUUUUGUUCUGACUACGAAGUGAUCGCCAAUGACUCGAAUCCGGUGAAGGCAUCGGAAUGUAUGUCUUUGAUGUUUCAGCAAUGGGCCAUUCAUCCUUUUACUAAAGCUUCUUUGGUUCUAAUAGUUUUGUUUUUGCUUGUGGGCUACGUACUACUAAAGUAA
Arabis nemorensis is the source of this 1170-nucleotide messenger RNA. The record is from the annotation of a GenBank genome assembly. Lineage: Eukaryota; Viridiplantae; Streptophyta; Magnoliopsida; Brassicales; Brassicaceae.